CGAAGCAUUUUUCUUGGAAUUUACCUCAAACCUGGAGCCGUCCCAGGAUUUUCUCGACGGUAAAACACUUGGAGAGGUGAUUUUAUCCAAGGACAUGUAACUUUUUUUAAUUUUAUUUCCUGAAUUACUGGAGUCACAACAUACCCGAGAAAGAAAGAGGGAAGCUAGAUGUAACAGUGUGGAACAGAAACACUCCUUUUUUUGUCAUUUGCGCCAAAGUUGGUUUCAGAGAUAGUCGCUUUAUCCCGCUUCACUAGUAGUUAAACUUAACUCGCAAAAUGUCGCCGAAAUGUCUAUUUCUUGCAGUUUUUUGGUGCGUAUCAGGUAUUUUAGCUUCCUACGCCCAAGAAUGUGGCCGACCACCGCUACAGGAGGACAGGAUUGUGGGAGGGAUGGACGCCAUAGAUGGAGCUUGGCCCUGGCAGGUGGAUAUACAGAAAGACGCUGUUCACAUCUGUGGAGGCUCCAUCAUCACAGAGAACUGGGUCCUAUCAGCCGCGCAUUGUUUCCCCAAUCCGUCCGACGUGGGCUCUUACACGAUCUACACUGGCCGGUACCAGCUGAAUGGCAUGAACAUGCAGCAGACAGCGCAUCGUGUGAAUCAGGUGGUGGUUCCAAACGGUUACGUCGAACCUCAAAGUGGGAAAGAUUUGGCGUUGGUGCAGCUAUCCACCCCAGUAACCUGGUCAGAUUAUGUCAAUCCCAUCUGCUUGCCCGCCUCUGGCACCCUGUUCCCGGGUGGCAUGCUGUGCUAUGUCACCGGCUGGGGGAACAUCCGGGAUGACGUCCCUCUGCCAGGAGUUGGGACUCUGCAGGAAGUGCAGGUGCCAAUCAUCUCCCUGAGUUCAUGUCAGGAGAUGUACCAGACAGACCCAGGCAAUCAGGUGGACAUCCUUGAUGACAUGAUCUGCGCUGGAUACCAGCAGGGCGGCAAGGACUCCUGCCAGGGAGAUUCAGGAGGGCCCCUCGUCUGCAAGAUGGUAAAUGGGACCUGGGUGCAGGCUGGGGUGGUGAGUUUUGGAGUGGGCUGUGCUCAGCCAAACCAGCCAGGUGUGUAUGCCAAAAUCACCAGCUACUCAAGCUUCAUCAGCAAUCCCAAUCACUCUGAUAAGCCAGGGCUUUGUCAGUUCAUCAGUGGGCUGGAUGGUGACAGCAGCUACACCUGUCCUGGUCUACCACCUAGCCCAACAACAAGACCAACAACAAGACUAACUUCUACUACCCAAAGUGUAACCAGUCCUGCAAGGUCAAUUUGUGGCAAAGCUCCAAUGAACAGUCGUGUUGUAGGUGACAGUGGUGUUGUACCUGAAGGAAGUUGGCCCUGGAUGGUUAGUCUCCACAAAAAUGGAGUCUACACUUGUGGAGGAACCCUCAUAUCUGCCAACUUUAUCCUCACAUCUGGCCAGUGCUUCUCGACCCCCAAACCAGACUUCCGUGAGUGGAGUGUGUUUCUCGGCCAGCGAAUGGUGAACGGUUCUGAAGAAUUUGAGAUGUCUCUGGGCCUUGUGAACAUUACAGUGAGCAAAAACACAGAUUCCAACAUUGCCCUGCUGCAGCUGAAUAAACCAGUCAUCUACAGAGAUUAUAUUCAGCCUGUGUGCAUGGACAUCAGCAAUGCCAGAUCAUUCCCUAUUGGAACUAGAUGCUGGGUGGCCGGCUGGGAGAAGGGAAGCAAGAGCAGAGGCACUGAUAAAGCUGGCUCACAUCUUCGAGACAUUGAAACUCAAGUGGCAAGUUGUGAAAACGCUUCUGAUUUGGAGAACAUUUGCACUUAUUCCAUGGAUCUUCGACAGGGGGAUCAAGGCGGCCCUCUGCUAUGCAAGUCCGAGUCAUCUUGGUUCCAGGUGGCCGUUGUAAUGAGUGGAAGUAAAUCAGUCCGCGCUGACAUUCAGGUCUUUGCCAAAACUUCAAGGUUCGGGUCUUUCUUGAAGGAGAUAGUUGGCGACAUGCCGACUCCUGAAGCUGCUGCAGCUGGAAAUGCACCAAGUUUUGCAAUUUCUUUUUCCUUCUUUUUCGCUAUGUCCAUUACCUCAAUGUUUCUUUUUUGAUAAUGUUAUAAUUAUUGCACUUAAAGGUCAAAUUA
Messenger RNA from Morone saxatilis (striped sea-bass), 2083 nucleotides. Its product is annotated as transmembrane protease serine 9-like. Gene Ontology annotation, molecular function: serine-type endopeptidase activity. The transcript has 11 exons. NCBI's taxonomy places the organism in Eukaryota, Metazoa, Chordata, Actinopteri, Moronidae. The coding region runs from base 279 to 2048 and encodes 589 amino acids. The record is from RefSeq and is a predicted model, not a curated record. Gene Ontology annotation, biological process: proteolysis.